AUGGGCGGCCUCUUCUCGUCCAUCGCCCAAGCCGUCGUCAGCGCGCCGACAGCGAGCUUCGAGGCCAUCGCCGAUAAGUAUGAGACCUUUGAGGAACUCCAGCUCGCGCUGCGCCAGUCAGGCCUCGAGUCGUCGAACCUCGUCAUGGCCAUCGAUUACACCAAGUCCAACGAGUGGAGUGGCCAGCGCUCGUUCCAAGGCCGCUGCCUCCACGACAUUGACCCCAAGGGUUUCGAGUGCAACCCGUACCAGUCUGUGAUUCAGAUUGUGGGGCGUACGCUCGAGCCGUUUGACGACGACAAGCUCAUCCCUGCGUUUGGGUUUGGCGAUGCCAAGACAGGCGGUCACUCGUGCUUCAACAUGGGCCUCGGCGGCAAGCCGUGCGAAGGCUUUGCCGAGGUCCUCGCGCGCUACAACCAGAUCACGCCGACGCUGCAGCUCUCGGGGCCGACCAACUUUGCGCCCGUGAUCCACGAGACGAUCCGCAUCGUGCGCGAGACGCGGCAGUACCACAUCCUCGUCAUCGUCGCCGACGGCCAAGUGAGCAACGUCAAGGAGACGUCGGACGCGAUCGUCGCGGCGUCCAACUUUGCCAUCUCCAUCAUCAUGGUCGGCGUCGGCGACGGCCCUUGGGACAUGAUGAACGACUUUGACGACAACCUUCCGUCCCGGCGCUUUGAUAACUUUCAGUUUGUCGAGUACGCCAAAGUCCUCCAGUUCAACAAGCGCAACCCCGAAGUGGGCUUUGCGACCGCCGCCAUGAUGGAGAUCCCAGAGCAAUACAAGGCGAUCCGCAAGCUCCAGCUUCUCUAA
Messenger RNA from Saprolegnia parasitica CBS 223.65, 813 nucleotides. RefSeq lists its product as hypothetical. The record is from RefSeq and is a predicted model, not a curated record. Lineage: Eukaryota; Oomycota; Saprolegniomycetes; Saprolegniales; Saprolegniaceae. The coding region runs from base 1 to 813 and encodes 270 amino acids. The transcript has 6 exons.